Messenger RNA from Momordica charantia (bitter melon), 1103 nucleotides. RefSeq names its product GDSL esterase/lipase CPRD49. The record is from RefSeq and is a predicted model, not a curated record. Lineage: Eukaryota; Viridiplantae; Streptophyta; Magnoliopsida; Cucurbitales; Cucurbitaceae.
ACAGAUAGGGUAGAUGUAGAACAUUCACAGAUCCUUAAUUUUCCCAAGUGACCAUUCUUCUCACAAGUGACCAUUUUUCUUAAGUGACCAUCGAUCUGCGCAGCCAAAAAAUGAGCUGUUCCUUGUUGAAUCCGCUCCCAGUUGGUUCAGGUAGAUGCCAACUCCCGAAGCAACAUCCGAGCCUUCGUCCUUCGUUGAGUACACAAUUUCCCGGAGCUUUAUCACGUUGUGGAUGGAGAACAAAAAUGGUUGGACCGAUGAGACCUAAAUUCGUCGUCUUUGGCUCUUCCAUAGUUCAGUUCAGCUUUGCCGAUAAGGGAUGGGGUGCUGAAAUUGCCAAUUUGUAUGCCCGUCAGGCAGAUGUCAUUUUACGUGGCUAUUCUGGUUGGAAUUCAAGUCAGGCUCUAGAGGUUGUGGAUGAAGUCUUUCCAAAGGAUUCAAUCAUCCAACCUUCUCUAGUGAUAGUCUACUUUGGUGGUAAUGAUGCAGUCAUUAAUUUCCCUACUUCUGUGCCACUCAGUGAAUUUACCGUCAACAUGACCAAGAUUGCCAGCCAUAUCAAGAACCUCUCGACAACAACUCGCGGCAUCUUUCUCACACCACCGCCAGUAAACAGUGAGCAAAUUAGAGAGCUGUUUCCGGGACUUGAGAAGCUUCGAACGAUGGAGAAUCUUGAGAAAUAUACAGAUGCGUUAAUUGACAUUUGUAAGGAGAUAGGUGUUGAAUAUGUUGAUUUGUUUCGUGCCGUUCAGAGGAGAGAUGAUUGGCUAACUUUCUUCACAGAUGGAGUCCAUUUUAAUGAGAAAGGAAGCCACGUAGUUUUUGAGGAAAUUAAGACGCUGAUUAACAGGGCAAAUUGGGUACCAAGCUUGGCCGCAGGAUCCAUGCCAAUUGAAUUCGGAAAUAUCAGAGGACUACGUACCUUUAAUUUUGAAGGCUCAGGCAUCAUUCUAGAUUAAUUUUAACUAUUGCUCUAUGAUCUCUUCUUAGACUUCUAUAAAGGGCAGACUGUCAAGUUCUCUACUUAUAAAUUAUUGCUUAUGCUUUAAUUAGUUGAACUGUGUUAGUUAAAAUAAUAACAAACUGGCCCAUCUUUUUUUUUC